This is a messenger RNA of Nematocida ausubeli, 1428 nucleotides long. RefSeq lists its product as uncharacterized. Bases 1 to 1428 code for a protein of 475 amino acids. The transcript has a single exon. NCBI's taxonomy places the organism in Eukaryota, Fungi, Microsporidia. The record is from RefSeq and is a predicted model, not a curated record.
AUGCACAAGAAAAAGCAAAGCACACUUCACUACAUAUGCAUUAUAUUUGUCUCCCUGCAUGGAUUGAUAUUUUGUGCAAAUCAGAUACAACGGAAAUCUGAUAAAAAACAAGUAAAUCUCUGGGAAAUAAAAAAGUUUCUGAUCAACAGCAGUAACAGAGAGAGUACAAUCAAGGAUGCACUAAUUAAAUUGGAUAAAGACCAAAAUGGCAUAAUAUUUGGGGAAGUAGAUACUUUAUUGCAGAUUGACCCAAAUAUUCCCAUGGGAAAGUCAUUCCGUGAUACAUUAGAGACAUAUCCUGUUCUAAAUGACAUAAUAUCCAUCAGAGCAAGAGACGUAGCCAGAAUAAAAAUGGAGAAGUUAAACUUCAUCCUGACUCACUUUAAGGCAAAAAAGAUCAUCUUCAAGGAUAUAUACAUUAGACAGAAAGAGAAAAAAAGAAUAACAGCCAGGCCAGUGGCAGUUGAAGAGAAAGAAGCAAGUAGUGUUGCAGUGCUUGUAUUUGAUGGUGUUUCCAGCCAGAAUAUGGAGAUAAUCCUGAAGCACUGGAGAUACCCAGGAUUAAAGAUUUUGCACGUAGAGAACAGUAAUAUCACUAGUAUGAGAUUCCUAGAUUCAUAUUUAUCAGGAGUUUCUUUAGAAAAAGUCACUCUAAAAAGACUAUAUGAUUUAGUGCUCAUAAAAUCAACUCUUCUGGAAAGUGAAUCGAUCAAGCACAUUGUACUCCAGGAUAUUCCAUAUCUUGAUGCGAUAGGGUACAGAUUCCUAAAGAAAAUUCUGAAGGAAAUCAAGGAUCAUAUCUCUAUAGAUGCCUGGAUAUUUGAAAAAAUCAACCUAGAACCAUACGAUAUAAUUAUGAAUGUGAACACUCUAGUGAUUACAAUGCCUUCAAUUACCAGGCUGGAUGGUACCCUGAAUGAAUUCUCAAAAAAAGUCAGAGACCCACUAAAGGUAAGAGGAUUCGUGAAUGCCACAAGAGUAGAAGUAAAUGGACUUAUAAAUCACUACACCAUAAAGGAUGCAGCAAACAUAACCGUUACAUGGCUGAAUAAUUUCAUAAUAUGUGUUGAUGAAGUUUCAGUUACGCUUAAAUGUGGCCACCAAAAUGGUCCAUUACAUACCACAAGACUAACAUAUUUAGACCAAAUAGGCCAUGAACUCCCCAGGGAAACAAAUGCAGGCGCAAGAAUAAAAUGGAUGAUCUGUGAUUGCCUAAUAAGAGGAUCUAUUCUACCAACAGAAAUAGUUAGACCGUUAAAUUUUCACAAUGAAAUAAUGAGACCGUUAAAUUCUCACACAGAAAUAAUGCGGCCAUUAGAGUCUUAUUCAGAAAGAAUUAAUGCAAUCCUUAAUAACCGUAUAUCCAUAAGCAUACCUGAUAUACACAGACAAGCAGAAGAGACUAUUGCCAGACUAAGAGAACAAUAA